CACGUUUUUUGGUGCUCCAGCUGCUCGGAACCCCGUUCGGAAAGGUCCGUUUGGAAGCCUCAAAAAUCUCAUGCAAUCGCCAUGGCAAGCCUGCCUGGAUCCCCAAAAACGAUGUCCCCUGCGCCGGCGAUGUGCCGUGUUUCUGAUCUUUGUGAUAUGCGGUGGUAGGACUUUCUCGCAUGCGACCGGAAGAUCGGGAAGUGUAGCGGAGAAUGGUUGGAGAAUUCAUUCUGGUCGCAAGAUUCCCUGGAAUUUGUUCAGCCCGAAGGUUCCGUUUCUCGCCACGCUGGUUCCAAAUCACCAAGCAGCGCCGCACAACGGGACGCACAUCACGCUGAGUCAUCAUGGGAAGGUCCCCUUCCUGGAGGGCCAGUCGAUUGGUGUCAUGGAAGGCGGUGGCCUGCGGCUCUAUCCCAUAUCUUCGUCCCGGAUGGGAGACGAUCAACGCUCCAAAACUCUGUCGCUCUAUGUGGAGAGCCAAGGUGCCGGCUUCAGCAAUUUGAAGGUUGGUGACAAGCUGAACAUCACAGGUCCAUUGGGUACCGAGAUGUUACUCCCUUCAGAUCUUCAGGACGCGAAUCUGAUUUUCGUGGCCACGGAACAUGGCGUGGCACCGUUUCGCGGACAGCUUCGGUGGUUGUUUCACGACUCCGUUGGGAAGGGAGAGUUCAAAGGUUUGGCUUGGCUCUUUGUGGGCGGCAUAUUAUUGCCGUAUGACGAGGAGUUCCGAGCACUUGAACGAAGUGUUCGCCCCGAGCACUUUCGCUACCUUGGCAUCAGAGCACAGUCCGACGAAGCAAUGACCGCCGUCCAAAGGCAGAUGAAGGACCACUCUGAUGAACUCUGGAAGCUGCUGCAGUCGCAGAAUAGCCAUUUGUAUAUCAGCGGGAAAGGUCUGGAAGAAGCCACCAGUGAGUUCUUUCAAGAAGUUGCUUCGGCGCAGCAACAAAAUUGGAUCCAACUGCGCCGCAUGAUGCGGCAGCAGGGGCGCUACCACUGUGGCUGGUGA
Cladocopium goreaui is the source of this 1009-nucleotide messenger RNA. The record is from the annotation of a GenBank genome assembly. Lineage: Eukaryota; Dinophyceae; Suessiales; Symbiodiniaceae.